AUGGUUGAUCAACAACAACCUACAGCUAAUAAUAAAGCACAAUAUGAUACCAUUGCCUCCCAAUACGUAAAAUAUAAAGAAACAAAUGUUCGUGAAGCUGUUGAACAUUAUACAAUAUAUAAUUGCUUGUUGAAACCGUAUUUAAACGAACAUGGUUUAUUAACAGGAAAACGAGCACUUGAUUUGGGUUGUGGUUAUGGUUACUACACGCGUCAAUGGAAUUCACUCAAUUGUAGUUAUGUUCUCGGUGUUGAUAUAAGUUCAACAAUGAUCGAACUUGCUCGUAAUAUUGAACGCCAGGAGGCAAAAGGCAUUGAAUACAUGAUUGCCGAUAUUAAAGAAUUAUCACCACCUGAACAACCAUUUGAUUUAGUCACUGGGUUUUAUGUACUUCAUUAUUCUAAAACGCAAGCUGAACUGCUUGAAAUGGCUCGUGCUAUUUAUAUACAACUCGGCGAAAAUAAACCGUUUAUUGGUACAAUAGGUAAUGUUGUAGCAGGUAAAGCCUCAUUCAAUCAUCGAAAAUAUGGGAUAACGAGAUGUACAGGGUGGUAA
Rotaria sp. Silwood2 is the source of this 555-nucleotide messenger RNA. Lineage: Eukaryota; Metazoa; Rotifera; Eurotatoria; Philodinida; Philodinidae. The record is from the annotation of a GenBank genome assembly.